Molecule: messenger RNA, 2884 nt
Organism: Alternaria rosae
Lineage: Eukaryota; Fungi; Ascomycota; Dothideomycetes; Pleosporales; Pleosporaceae
Exons: 11
Coding region: 299-2677 (792 amino acids)
Source: RefSeq, a predicted model, not a curated record
UUCGAUCCUAGCAGUGGCACAUCUAUACAAGUACCUUCGUACCAGCAAUACUAUCCAUCGCAAUCGCAUCACUGUGGUGGAGGUAAUUACGACCCAAACAAUACUACUCUGAAGCCUGCCGUAGUUGUGCACCACCAGCCGGUGUCACACACACAGCCCACGCUCGCGCCCCCAGCGCCGGUUGGUUAUCAUCAUCAGCCCUAUCAGCAGUAUCAACAACCGCCGCCCCAGCAUUCCAAACAGCAGUCAAGCUUCAUAAAUCGACUGUGUGCUUGCUUUGCCUAGCGUGGCCUACGCGAUGGCGAAGAUGGUCGGUAAUGACGCUCAGGCAUCCGUCCGCGAAGUCGCACCAUACGGACAUCCUGCCGCCCCACAAGAUGACCACGAAGCUAACCAGAGGCGUCUGGGACAGUCAGUCAUAGAGCGCAACGGUUUGAUCGCACCUAAGGGCUACGCACAUAUCUUCUCUCCAUGGACUACGAUGAAAUGGGAGCGCCCCAACUUCUACCGCAAGCCCGGUCUUGCAUAUCAGAAGCUCGGUCAGCACCGACAUCGAGACAUCUUUGAUCGCGAAUGGACUGGCGACUACGAUGACCGCUACAUCUCAUCCUGGGACGGAAAGGUGUCCAAGCUCGUCGUACAAGCUGUCGACGAUAUCUACGAGAACAACACUGGAUCGACAUAUAGACGAACGUUCAUUCGUAAUGUCGCGCCCAUGUACAUGCGAUUGGCGAACUGGCCGUUCAAUCACAUUGACUUCGCGCGCAAUCACGGCAACAUCCCUAACGAAGACCUUCCUAUGCUUUGUCUCAAGUGGUUCGUCGCAUCCUGCUUCAUCACUAUAUUUAUUUCCAGCCCAAGCCCCGCUGAGAUUGCAUCUCGCAACGGUGGGAGCUACGAUGGCCUGCCAUACCAGUACUUCGGAUACCCCAAGGUUGCCAAGAACGCGAUCGAGAUGCACAGGCCCCAAGGUCAUGCUUCGAGCCAAGCUAACCCUGUCGCUGAACGUGUGUUGCGUCCUCGGUACUUGUGCUUCUUGCGCGAGCCAGGAAAGCCGGCGAUGAUCACCAAGGUUGACGAUUGGUUGGCUCAACAUGAUGCUCAUAACCUCUCGUAUGUCUUCAUCGCGUACACGGCUGAGCAGUUCAACACUCCCGAGGAUUUCAGGGUUCUACACCAAAUGGCCGACGUUGCGGCGCGCAAUGCCGGCGUUAUUGCGUACUGGGUAGGAUGCUCUUGCAUGCCUGACAAUCAACUGGAAGAAGAUGUCUACCGCAUAUGCGACGUCAUUCGAGGCGCGCAAUCUCUUGCAAUCGCAGUUGGCCCUCCAGCAAACAACAGCUACGAGAUCAACACGCCUGACCUCAUGCUUCAGCAAUGGGGCUAUCGAGUGUGGACCUUUCCUGAAGUCCUCUUAGCGCCUGCUGGUAAAGACAUCUGCGUCUACGUGCGCGAGAGCGAUCUUUCGCAUCCCUUACAGGUGCCGAAGAACCAGUUCGCCGCCAGAGUGUGGCAGAACGACGCGCAUGUCGCUCGACAGCUUAUCGACCAUUAUGAGGGAAACUUGAUCCUCAGCCAGCUCGAGCUAGUCACGCUUGCUCUCGAAUGCUUGCAUAACCGCAGCACCACCGAGCAUCUUCCCGGUGAUCACAGCUAUGCUCUGAUGGGCCUGCUUCGUGUCAGACCUCAGAUCGACCGAACGGACUCUGCUUUCCAAGCGUUCGCUCGACUCUCGCUUGCGAACGGUAGCGAUCAACUUCUCGAGCGCCUGAUUUGCAUGCUACCCAAAUAUCCAGACCAGCCCUGGCAUUCCAUGGACGAUGCAUACAAUGCUAAGCUCUGGGACAUACUGCCACAAGACGUCGGCAUCGCAGGUGUCGGAGAAGACGACAGCAUCAUCCUCGACGGUUGUCGCGCUGCAAAUGUCCGGUGGAAGUCUUUCACGCCCGUCGCCCAUACUCGGCGUGACUCCUGGAAGCGUUUCCUUGCGAAGGGGAUGCUGCGCCUCAGCGGCAUUAUCUUCAUCGCUGCAUGUGUGCUUGUCGCUAUUCCUGGACUUACAAAUACUAUAGGCGUCGUCUUGCUGCUCUACUCAUUGGUGGUCAUGGGCUUAUCACCAUGGCUGCUACGUCUACUCUUUCUCGGCAAGUUCUGGGAACAGCAGUGCUGGUUCUUUGGCUUCGAGGGUUACAUGGACUUGGAUACGAUCGAAACCCAAAUCUUUGGUGGCAGACUGGGACGCAUGAAGUGGACUGCAGCAGCUAGUCCGUUGUCAAGACAUCAUCGCAAUGUCCACGGCGAGUGCGUUCCCGUUGAUCCAACGUCCGACCCCGCCGUCGCAGCUCUCGUACAAAGAGCAAGGACUGCUGGACCAGGCGAGCAACGCGUCUUUACACUUGUUGAUACCGGUAACAUGACCGCAACGCUCUUCCUCGCCGAGCGUCCACCUGUGUGCUUCCUCAUGGCCGGCUCCGAAGGUGGUAUGAAGCGCAUAAUCGGUUGCUCCUACGACUGGACGACCGCCACAAUGUACAGGGAGACUGUUCUGAGGCUCGGGACUCAGUUUGAGGACAAAAUGCAGCGUGUUGGUCGCGUGAAGAUUGGCUUCAAGCGCAAGCAGCAUCCUUUCGGACCGUUCGAUCAGGUCGGUGAGGCGGCAGGGAAGGAGAUGCAGUAAGGCGCGCUUCUCCUCUCUUCAUUUCUUUUGCGUGAGGCUUGUAGCUAACGGUUUGUGGGCUACAUCUGGUUAUGAUGGAAGUAAUCAAGGGCAGAUCAUGCACUUUGCAGUCUUCGAGCUUUUCUUUUCGCUUCAAGUAGUUAAGGAAUUGUAUUUUCAUUCUCAUGCCAUUGUAUCAUUCCAAGCCCGCGGAGAACCUAAUGCUAU